UACCUGUAAAUAAUCUAAAGUUCACAAUGCUGGAUGCUGCUUUAAGUUCAUACGGAGCCCAGGUUGUGCAGACUAUAUCAAGCGAUGAGAAUCAUCCACCGGAGAACAUCAUCGACGGAAAAACAGAGACGUUCUGGAUUUCAACUGGCAUGUUUCCGCAAGAGUUUAUCAUCCGCUUUCCAGAUAACAUGAACAUUUUUACUGUCUCCAUUCACAGCUACAACAUUAAAAGGCUAAGAAUAGAAAAGGGCACAUCAGAGGAUGCUGAUAAAUUUGAAGCGGUUGCAGAAACAGAGUUUGAGCAAACAGAGAGCAGCCUACAGGCUAAUGAUAUUUCUGUUAAUGUAUCAAAUACAACACAUUUGCGGUUCCUCAUAUUGUCUGGGUAUGACCAUUUUGUCUCUGUACACAAAGUUAGUGUACAAUCAUGAGAUGAUCUUCAUCUGUUAUGUCCUUUUGUAAACUCACAUGAAGUAAUUUACAUGCUUGUUUUAAAAUUAAUUCAACCGUAUCACUGUAUAUUUUUUUUUCAACAAAUAAACCUUUUC
Molecule: messenger RNA, 548 nt
Organism: Rhinichthys klamathensis goyatoka
Lineage: Eukaryota; Metazoa; Chordata; Actinopteri; Cypriniformes; Leuciscidae
Gene: hspb11
Product: heat shock protein, alpha-crystallin-related, b11
Exons: 5
Coding region: 27-431 (134 amino acids)
Biological process (GO): intraciliary transport
Cellular component (GO): intraciliary transport particle B; cilium; centrosome
Source: RefSeq, a predicted model, not a curated record